Molecule: messenger RNA, 3141 nt
Organism: Cornus florida
Lineage: Eukaryota; Viridiplantae; Streptophyta; Magnoliopsida; Cornales; Cornaceae
Product: homeobox-leucine zipper protein ATHB-15
Exons: 19
Coding region: 508-3018 (836 amino acids)
Molecular function (GO): DNA binding; DNA-binding transcription factor activity; lipid binding
Source: RefSeq, a predicted model, not a curated record
GAAAGGUGCCCAAAAAACACAACGAGUGUGACAAAGCCUGCAAUUGAACGCCCCAAAAUUGGUCUCCUCUCCCUUCUGUCUGGUAUUUGGGGUCUUCUCUGCAACUAUUCCACUACCCCUCUCUCCUCCUAUAUACAUACAUACAUACAUACAUAAUUCACACAUACAUAACUCACACAUACACACAUACAUAAUUCACACGCACGCAUAUCUCUCUAUACAUAUACCAGUGUAGUCUACAUAUCUAUUACCUCCUCUUCACUUCUGCAUAUUUGAAUUUUUUUUUCAUUUUCCCUUCUCUCUCUCUAUAUAUUUUCUGAGAUAUAUAUAUAUAUAUAUAUAUAUAUAUAGGGAAAGUUGUGUACUAUGCUCCUGAAGACCGUUCAAUAUAUGGUUUCGUAGACGUCUGAUCUCGCGAUCCGAUAAUGGAAGAUCUAUGUUUCGUGUUUGAUGCUGCUGCGUGCUACUGAGGGAAGAAGACGACAGCGUUUCCGUCUAAUUUAAGUGAUGAUGGCGGUAAAUUCGGCCUGCAAGGAUGACAACGGCAAGUAUGUCCGGUACACUCCGGAGCAGGUUGAAGCCCUCGAGAGGCUCUAUCACGAAUGCCCGAAGCCGAGUUCCUUACGCCGACAACAGUUGAUUCGUGAAUGCCCAAUUCUCUCCAACAUCGAGCCAAAGCAAAUCAAAGUUUGGUUUCAGAAUCGAAGGUGCAGAGAGAAGCAGCGGAAAGAGGCAUCGCGCCUCCAAGCUGUGAAUAGGAAGUUGACGGCUAUGAAUAAGCUGUUAAUGGAGGAAAAUGAUAGACUGCAGAAGCAAGUGUCUCAGUUGGUGUAUGAGAAUAGCUACUUUCGCCAACAGACUCAAAAUGCAACCCUUGCCACCACAGACGCAAGUUGUGACUCGGUGGUGACAAGCAAUCAGCAUCAUUUGACUCCUCCGCAUCCGCCAAGGGAUGCAAGUCCUGCAGGACUUUUGUCCAUUGCAGAGGAGACUUUAACAGAGUUUCUUUCGAAGGCCACUGGAACCGCUGUGGAGUGGGUCCAAAUGCCUGGGAUGAAGCCUGGUCCGGAUUCCAUUGGAAUCAUUGCUAUUUCUCAUGGUUGCCCUGGUGUGGCAGCUCGUGCAUGUGGCCUUGUAGGCCUAGAACCUACCAGAGUUGCAGAAAUUCUUAAAGAUCGACCUUCAUGGUUUCGUGAUUGCCGAGCUGUCGAUGUUAUUAAUGCGCUGACCACUGGAAAUGGUGGAACUAUUGAACUGCUUUACAUGCAGCUCUAUGCACCUACAACUUUGGCAUCAGCUCGUGACUUUUGGUUACUGCGUUAUACAUCUGUUUUGGAGGAUGGUAGCCUUGUGGUCUGUGAAAGGUCCCUGAAUAACACACAGAACGGUCCCAGUAUGCCACAAGUGCAGCAUUUUGUGAGAGCAGAAAUGCUGCCAAGUGGGUACCUGAUAAGGCCCUGUGAUGGGGGUGGUUCAAUUAUUCAUAUAGUUGAUCAUAUGAAUUUAGAGCCAUGGAGUGUACCCGAAGUGCUGCGCCCGCUAUACGAGUCAUCAGCAUUGCUUGCUCAGAGGACGACAAUGGCGGCUUUACGCCAGUUGAGGCAGAUUUCACAUGAGGUUUCUCAGCCAACUGUCACUAGUUGGGGUCGAAGGCCUGCAGCUCUACGUGCACUUUGCCAGAGAUUAAGCAAGGGCUUUAAUGAAGCUGUUAAUGGAUUCUCGGAUGAGGGAUGGUCAAUGAUUGAAAGUGAUGGCGUCGAUGAUGUUACCCUUCUUGUGAACUCAUCUCCUGGCAAAAUGAUGUGUGGAAAUCUUUCUUAUGGCAAUGGAUUUCCAUCUGUGUGCAAUGCUGUGUUAUGUGCCAAAGCUUCCAUGCUUUUGCAAAAUGUGCCUCCUGCAGUACUUCUCAGAUUCAUACGAGAACACCGAUCAGAAUGGGCAGACAGUGGUAUUGAUGCCUACUCAGCUGCUGCUGUCAAAGCAGGUCCUUGUAGUUUACCAGUUUCUCGAGCUGGAAGUUUUGGUGGGCAGGUUAUUCUUCCAUUGGCGCACACUAUUGAGCAUGAAGAGUUCAUGGAGGUUAUUAAGCUGGAAAAUCUUGGCCACUAUCAGGAGGACAUGAUUUUACCCGGAGACAUCUUCCUCUUGCAACUCUGUAGUGGAGUGGAUGAGAAUGCUGUGAACACAACAUGUUCAGAACUCAUCUUUGCUCCAAUUGACGCCUCUUUCUCUGAUGAUGCACCUCUUCUACCAUCUGGUUUCCGCAUCAUUCCUCUUGAUUCUGGGGUGGAUGCCUCCAGCCCAAAUCGUACACUUGACCUUGCAUCUGCUCUUGAGGUUGGUCCAACUGGAAACAGAGGAUCAGGUGAUUAUUCUAGUCACUGUGGGAGCACAAAAUCGGUGAUGACAAUAGCAUUUCAGUUUGCGUUUGAGAUCCACCUUCAAGAAAAUGUAGCAUCCAUGGCUCGGCAGUAUCUACGCAGUAUCAUCUCAUCAGUUCAGAGGGUGGCAUUAGCACUUUCCCCUUCUUCUUUUGGUUCUGGUGCUGGUUUGUUGUCACCACCGGGUACUCCUGAAGCAAACACGCUUGCCCGUUGGAUCUGUCAUGGUUAUAGGUGCUAUUUUGGUGUCGAGCUGGUCAAACCUGUUAAUGAAGGCAGUGAAUCCAUUCUUAAAACACUUUGGCAUCUCUCAGAUGCUUUAUUGUGCUGCUCUUUAAAGGCAUUGCCAGUUUUUACGUUUGCAAAUCAGGCAGGACUUGAUAUGCUCGAGACAACCUUGGUUGCACUUCAAGACAUUACUUUAGAGAAGAUAUUCGAUGAUACUGGGAGAAAGACCCUAUACUCUGAGUUGCCGCAAAUAAUGCAGCAGGGUUUUGCUUGUCUUCAAGGUGGUAUCUGCUUGUCAAGUAUGGGGAGGCCCGUUUCUUACGAACGAGCAGUUGCUUGGAAGGUGUUGAAUGAAGAAGAAAAUGCUCACUGCAUCUCCUUCAUGUUCAUCAACUGGUCAUUUGUAUGAUUCCCUGGAAAAAGUGUAGGAUGCAAAAGGGUCUUUUGUAUGAUAUUCAGAUCAAAAGAUAGGAUUCAAAAGGGUUUUUCUGUUUUAUCUUUUUAAUAGACAAAACAAGUCAGAUUAGAUUGA